This is a messenger RNA of Mycena citricolor, 4266 nucleotides long. The record is from the annotation of a GenBank genome assembly. Lineage: Eukaryota; Fungi; Basidiomycota; Agaricomycetes; Agaricales; Mycenaceae.
GGCGAUCCUUCUUCCUCCAAUGCACCCAUGUCAUUUUUUGGCCUCCCGGGACACGACUUAGAAGCCGAGCGCGAAAGUAUACGCAAAGGCGGUGGCCUGUCCGAAGAUGUAGCUGUUUACACGUGGGGCGAAGAGAGUUACGAUGGGCUGGGGGACGCGUUACAGGAAGGCGGCGAUGAUUUCAACGACGAAACUUUUGGUGACAGUGGGACUGUUGGGAAGGAUUUCGAUUUCGCGGGCCAGCCAGGCGUGGGUCUACUUGAGUCGGAACGGUCUGCGCACCCUGUCGGCAACCGACUCGGACCCGAUCCGCAAUCCAAGCAUCUCCAGCCAGAAUAUCAACAAGUCCGACACACUCCGAUUUCCUUGGAGUCUAUCUGGAAUGACAGCUCACUGCACCAGUUUGCAGACCGACAAGCCUCGCCUGCUAUCCCCCGAUUCUCUCCCUUUCUCGAUUCGUCUCCCAGCUCCGGUCAGAGCCGGACGCUGCAAGAUAUCGAGGCAGACAUGAUCGCUCGUGCAUCGCAGUCACGUCAACAGGAGGUCCGUCGCCAACAACGUCUGCUCCAGGAAGAUGAGGAGCGGAUGCUGCAAGAACAAGUGUACCAGCGCCAGCGCCUUUCCAUGGAGCGUGAGCGGGAAAAUCGGGAGCUGCAGCUGCAAGCAUUGCAACGCCUCCAGCAACAGCAAAUGAUGCAGAUGCGACAGCAGGCGACCCAACAUCAUGCACAUCAGCGCACGCCGCCACCCCGGAUGAUCACCGCGUCUCAGUCGCCUCGAUUCUUGGAUCAGCGCCAGAUGUUGCUGUUACAACAACAGCAACGGGAAGAUGAGUUGAUGCAGCUGAGGUUGCAGGAGCAAUUGCAAAUCGAGGAUCUGGAGAGACAGUUGCGGGCUCAGCAGAUUUCGCAACUGAACCAAGGGCCGGCACACUUUCCUCAUCGACGGCUGCCCUCGGGCCCGUCGUUGGCUGAGAUGCAGGCAUUGCAGCAGCAGCAGCAAAUGCACCGGCGACAGCAUUCACAGUCGCCCGGCUUCCAAGAGCACAACGGUACACCGCAGCAGAUCCAGCAGCAGCGACUUUUGGCCGAGAUGGCAGCACAGGCCGAGUAUCUUAGAGAAGUCCAAGGCACUUCGCAUGCUGAUCAAGAGGUUUUGAGAGCCGAGGCUAUGCGAAAGAUUGUAGAGGCCGAGAGGAUGGAAGAUAGGAGGCGAAGGAAGGCAGCUAAAAUUGCGCAUAUGGCCCGGUAUAACGACCUCAUGACCCAGUCUGACAAGGACUUCAUCACGCGCAUCCAAGUCUCACAGCUGGUGACGCCCGAUCCCUAUGCAGACGACUUUUAUGCGCAAGUCUACAGUGCGAUCCAGCGGUCACGAAUGGGUCUUCAGUCAGGUGAUGAGCGAAUCCUCAAGUUUGGCUCCAGCGGCGGGAUUAGCCUGGGUGCUCCUCAGAAAGGACCAACGAGACGGCCCAACGCCAUGCAGAGAAUGGAGCAACAGGUCGAGAGAAUCGUUAGCGCGGCCAGGAAGAGGGAGGCGGAAAAGGGCACCAAUCCGGUGCAUAAUCUGCAAGGGGCUCUGGGAAAGACGUCUGGAAGAAGCUACAAAGCAGCUCCUCGGCAGUUGCUGCAAGUGGACGACAACGCCAGUCCGCCUGUUGACGCCCAACCCAACGAAGCGGCUGCACUGGAAACAGCGCGGAUGAAUCAAGCCCUGGGUGAUGCUGGAGUUGUGCGCCAAGACCCGCUGACCCGCCGUGAGGUGUUGACCAUACUUGAGUCCUUGUACGACUUGGUUCUCAAAGUAGAGCAUCUACGACGAGAGCAGCCAGAUCCGCAGGAGGACGAGGCUGCCCUUGUGCGGUGGCAAGUGGAAUAUGAUCAACUUGUCGAACAACUCUGGGAAGGGUUGCGAGUGAUGGUCCCUCUGGAAACUAGCAACCCGCACCCAUUCGUCUCGCUCUUGGGUCCGAGCAAAGGCAAAAAGAUUCUUCCGCGUUUGACCAGACACAUCGGACCUAGCCGCAUGCUUACCCUGAUGACUUUGCUUGUUGCGUGUUUCCAUCAACUGGAUGUGGUCAGAAGCGCCCCAUUGCUAGACUCGCUCGACGACUCACCUGAACGGGCCGAGGCUGACCGCCAAACCCAAGCAUUUUUGACCAGUGUGUUACAGAGCAUCCUUCCGAUCGUGGCCAAGUUGGAGCUGCACGUCGUCACUGCGUUGAUGGGGUUGCUGAUUGACCGCAGCCCCAAUGUCGGUGCGCUGGCUAUGACUAAGCCUGGACUCGCUCUGUUGACCUUGUUUUUGAGUCGGGUUGAGAUCAUCAAGCAGUCAUGGACGACUGGCCAAGAGGCGAUCGAGCCCAGCUCAGCUGAAGCGGCCUUGUUUGAGUGGCAAACUGUGUUUGACCAGUUUUUCGUGCUGCUGACACCGAAUCUGGCAUUGCUCUUCCCAUCGAGCCGCAUUAUUUUGCCGUCGCAGGUUGCGCCGACCGCCGCGCUUGAAAUCGACAUCAUGGACCAGCCAGUGUGGCAAUUCCUUGCCGCUUUGGCACUGCAGGCUGUGCCCGAUCAGCACUCUAUUCUCGUGACGUCUCUGCGAGAAAAGGUGCUCGAAAAUGUGCUCAGCGCCAACAAGGGCUGGGUCGCCGACGAAGACGAACGUCGCACAAAACUCGCCAACGUGAACCUUUUCCUCCACGCUCUGGGUUUGGAUAGCUCGCAGAUAAAUUUGUGAAUCUCUGUCGAUCUUAUUUUAUUCAGUCUCGUGUACAUACCGUGUGACGCGUGACGCGUCGUGUCGAGCAUUGCCCAAAAUAGACAUAGAUCAUCCUGACGUGGAACUCUGUGCGACCACAUCCUCUAGUUGGAACCCUCCAUUCUCUUUGGCCUCCGACAUCCGGUCUGUCGUGCUGGCUGGAACUUCGGACCCAUGCAAUCAUUAUUCACCUUCGUCGUAUUCUGCCUCGGCCUGUCAGGACUUUUGCAUGCCAAGUCCAGCACCGGAGACUCGGUGCUCGUCGUAGUUGAGGAAGCGAAGCAGAAGGACUACAGUAUAUUCUUCGAUAGUCUCAAAGAUCAGGGAUAUGAACUGACGUUCCGCGUUCCCAAGGAUCAGACGCCGCCCGUCUUUGAGUUCGACGUUCCUACGUUCUCUCAUAUCAUCGUGCUCUCAUCUGAAACCAAAACGUACGGCAAGGACAUCACCCCGCAGUCGCUGAUUGACCUUGCGUCGAGCGGCACGAACCUCAUCCUCACACUCUCCCAAAAGCAGACCCCUCUAGCGUCUCUCGCAGCCGAGUUCAAUCUCAUUCUCCCGCCGCCCAGCACCCCACUGGUCUCGUUCUUCCCUGAGCGCGAAGAGCCUCUGACCGUCGUCCCCGUCCCGGUUCCUGCAUCGCACAUCGUCUCCUCGAACACGCCUGUGUGGUUCUCCGGGGUCCCCCACGCUCUGGGGAACAGCCCUCAGCUCGUGCCCAUUCUCAAGGCCCCUGCCGAGAGCUUCGCUGCCGACGUAGACAGCGGCGCAGAUGCUAUCGCUGACACCGUAGAGAAGGGCGGCGAAGGCCUGUGGGCUGGAAGCCAACUUGGGCUUGUCACCGGCUUCCAGGUCGCGGGCGGCGCUCGUGUCAGCUGGGUCGGCAGUGCUGAAAUGUUCAGCAACGACUUUGCCACGAAACCUGUUACCAAGGGCGUGGAGUCUGGGAAUGCCCAGUUCCUCCGUGAACUGGUUGCCUGGACUUUCCAAGAGUCGUUGGUUUUGCGUAUCGACAGCACCAGCCAUCAUCUCGUCAACGCGUCGGAGCCGCUCGAGUUGUAUACCACCAAUGAUAACCUUGUCUACUCGGCUCAUAUCUCCCGCUUCAACCCCAAGACGUCUACUUGGGUGCCCUAUUCCGGGAUUGACGACAUGCAGCUCGAGUUCACGAUGUUGGACCCCCAUAUCCGCACCGCCUUACUGCCUGUGGCUGGUUCGCCGGGCGAGUACUCGGUCACUUUCCGCGCACCUGACCGUCACGGCGUGUUCAAGUUUGUCAUCAACUACAAGCGCAAAGGCUGGACUCAUCUGCACAGCUCGACGACGGUCUCCGUUGCACCUCCCCGACAUGAUGGGUAUCCGCGCUUCCUGUCGGCUGCAUGGCCGUACUACGCUGGGGCCAUCAGCACCAGUGUCGCCUUUUUCUUGUUCUCUGCCGGAUGGCUCGUAGGCGAAUCCCGCGAAGGGAAAAAGUCUAAAGGGACCAAGGCCCAGUAGUAGACCGGCUUG